Messenger RNA from Pistacia vera, 2169 nucleotides. Its product is annotated as putative disease resistance protein At3g14460. NCBI's taxonomy places the organism in Eukaryota, Viridiplantae, Streptophyta, Magnoliopsida, Sapindales, Anacardiaceae. The record is from RefSeq and is a predicted model, not a curated record. Gene Ontology annotation, molecular function: ADP binding. The coding region runs from base 1 to 2169 and encodes 722 amino acids. Gene Ontology annotation, biological process: defense response to other organism. The transcript is spliced from 6 exons.
AUGGCAGAAGGAAUAGCAUUUGACUUCGUGGGGAAAAUCUUGCUAGGCUUGGGGUCCUUGGCUCUCGGAGAAGGCAAAUUGACAUGGGGUGUUAAAGAUGAGAUUCAAAAACUCAACAACACUGUCAACACUAUCAAAAAUGUACUUCUCGAUGCUGAAAAGCAGCACAGAAAAAUGAACUAUGCGGUGACAGACUGGGAUGAGAAUGUUUCAAUCAUUUCCAUAUUUGGGUUUGGAGGAGUAGAUAAGACUGCACUUGCUCAACUUUUAUACAAUGAUGAGCAAAUCAUAAACUACUUUCAAUUAAGGAUGUGGGUCUACGUAUCUAAUACCUUUAAUGUGAAAAUGAUUGUGGACAAGAUCCUAAAAUCUGCAACUGGUAAGAAAAUUGAAGGACUUGAAAUUGAUCAAUUACAAGAAUGCCUACGCAAAGAAAUGAAUGGGAAAAGAUAUUUACUAGUGUUGGAUGAUAUAUGGAAUGUAAAUCCUAAUACAUGGAAUGAAUUAAAAAAUUUGUUAAUGGAUGGUGAACGAGGAAGUAAGAUACUAGUGACUACAUGUAAUGAGCAGGUUGCUAGAGAACUUAAAUCUUAUGUCUAUCCCUUGAAAGUGCUAGAUGAAAACAAGUAUUGGUCUUUGUUUACAAAAGUAGCCUUUGAACAUGGGAUAGAGCCAAAAGAUUCAGAACCAGUAGAGAUUGGAAAGAAGAUUGUAGCAAAGUGUGGAGGAGUUCCUCUUGUUAUAAUGACUAUAGGACACCAUUGUUAUAAGAUCCAGAAGCAAAAGCUAAUUUAUCUUUGGAUGGCACAAGGGUUUCUUCAAGCAUCAAAUGAGGAUUGUCCAGAAGAUGUAGGUAAGAUCCCUGAUCUUAUGCAUGACCUUGCACAAUUAGUUGCAAGAACUGAAUGCACCUUACUGACUUUAGGCACGGCUAAAGAUGUGGAUGCAAGAUGUCGUCAUGUAUCAAUUGAUUGUGGUGAAACCUCUCUCAUUGUGACAAGCUUAAGGAACUACCAAGAGAUAUUGGAAAAAAUGGUAAAUCUCAGGCAUCUUAUAAACAAAAUAUGUGAUUCCUCAAUUGGAAUGCCAUAUGGAUUAGGAUGCUUGAGUAAUCUUCAGACUCUAUCACUAUUUGUAGUAAGUCAAAUAAAAAGGGAACACAAUGGGAUAGAGGAAUUGAAUGGGUUGAACAACUUGAGAGGGAAACUAAAUAUAAAGAAUUUAAAAUAUGAAGAAAAUGGCAAGUUGGCCAAUUUAGAAGGAAAGAGAUUUCUUCAGUCUCUUAUAUUGGAUUGGGGGAGAACUAAUGAUGGAGAGGUUCAAGGAAGUGAUGAAGUGGUGUUAGAAGGUCUAAGACCACACCCAAAUCUGAAAAAAAUUAUUACAAGUUCACUCAUAGGUGUGAAGGGGUGUAGCUGGCUUUCCUCCCUCACAAAAUUAACUUCAAUUAGUACAAAAGAAUGUAGGAGAUGCCAACGUAUCCCACUGUUGGAUCAAUUACCUCAUUUGAAGAGUUUGUCUCUUGCAUAUCUAGACGUUGUGGAAUACAUUUCAGAUGAAGCAAGUAACAAUUGUUCAACAUUCUUCCUCUCACUUAAAGAACUGGCCCUCUACAAUUGUCCUAAAUUGAGAAGAUGGUGGAGGAGAGAUAAUGAUGUAAAUUUUCCUUCAUUUCCUUGUCUUUCCAAAUUGUAUAUCCAAACUUGCCCCAAACUGACGUUCAUGCCGUUGUUUCCAUCUCUGGAAGAUCUAAAAUUGUGCGAGACCAGCUGGAAACCGCUGGAACGGACGAUGAUGUUGAUGAAUAUAGAAGGAGCAUCGACUUCCUCUAGCUUUUCUGCCCCCCUCUCCAAUUUAAAGUCUAUGCAUAUUGUUAAAAUUCCUGAUCUAGAAUCUCUACCAAUGGAUGGGAUGCAAAAGCUCACUUCUCUACUGGAUUUGAAAAUUUUGUCAUGUCCAAGACUGACUCACGUUGAUCAAGAUAUAAAAUUUCUCCCCUCCCUCCAAAAUCUGACUGUCAUACCCAGAGACUUACUGGUGGAUGAGAAGCGAUUGCAAAUUCUCCGGAGGACGCCUGAGAGCAAGGAUGGGUCAGCUGUAAUUUCUCCUGUGAAGGAGGAUGCUGAAAUUGCUCUUAAGGCGAAAGAAUGGGAAGUGGGGAUGUUCUGA